AAGAUCGGUGCCCUGCGGGCUCUGCUGCCGCCCUCCAGGUGCCGUGGUGGGGUGGGAGCACAGAGGCUGCCGCGGCGUGCCUGGCUCCCAUGGUGACACCGGCAGCGGCACUUCCUGCUGCACCCGGAGGAGGCGGGCCCGGCGGCCCGGGUGGUAGCUGCUAAUGUUGCCGAAUAACACUUUGAAAUUCCUACCCAUGAAAAUUUCCCAUUGUCUGAUCUCAAAAUUUCUUGCCAGCAGAUUUUAAAAACUAAAGGAAGAUGUCCUUUUUCCCUAAAAUCGUUUUCCAGUAUGAAGUUGAAGAGUAUCUCAUGAAAGUGUUCAGAAAUAAUGAGCUUAUCACUGCUUUAGGUACACAGGAGGCAGAGAAAAAAUACCAAUCUCUCUUAAGUCAUCUAUCUCAUCCACCAGCUUUUACAACUGUGAGAGUAAAUACCCACUUGGCCUCAGUGAAACAUGUGAAAAAAUUGCUGUUUGAAGAGAUCCAGAAGCAAUUUAAAGGACUAUGUGUUCCAGUUCUCGAGCACCCAAAACUUCAGGACGUUUUACUAAUUCCUGUCAUUGGACCCAGGCGAGAUUUAAAAAAACAUCCAUGUGAAGUCAUAGUUGGAGCCCAGUGUGGAUAUGCAGUACUCCGAGGAGCACACGUUUAUGUCCCUGGAAUUGUGUCCACCUCAAGAUUUGUGAAAGCUGGAGAUCUGGUUUCAGUGUAUUCAGAUAUUGAAGGGAAAUGCAAAAGAGGAGCCAAAGAAUUCAAUGGAGUUAAAGUUUUCCUUGGAAAUGGAAUUUCAGAACUCAGCCGCAGUGAAAUCUUCAGUUCAAGUGGCCAACUGAAGGGGCUGGGCAUAAGAAUGAUAGAGCCAGUCUACCUUAGUCCUUCAUUUGACAAUGUGCUCCCUAGUCAUUUGUUUUUACAGAAUUUACCUUCUGUGGUUGUGAGCCAUAUUUUAAACCCUCAACCAGGAGAGAAAAUUUUGGAUAUGUGUGCUGCACCUGGAGGAAAAACAACCCAUCUUGCAGCACUAAUGCAUGAUCAGGGUGAAGUUAUAGCCAUGGACAAGAUAGCUAACAAGAUCAAGAAAAUCAAGCAGAAUGCUGAAUUGCUACAGUUGAAUUGCAUUAAAGUCUUUUGCUAUGAUGGAACAAAGGCCCUUUCAGAAGAGAAGAGAGAGGAUAAACAAGAUGGACCUCCAUUCUUACCAGAGUCAUUUGAUCGAAUUCUUCUUGAUGCUCCAUGUAGUGGGAUGGGACAGAGACCAAACAUGGUUUAUUCCUCAACUUUAAAGGAAGUGACCUCCUAUCAGCCACUACAGCGCAAGCUUUUCACUGUGGCAGUGAAAUUGCUGAAGCCAGGAGGUGUUUUAGUAUAUAGUACAUGUACAAUUACACUUUCUGAAAAUGAGGAGCAAGUUGCUUGGGCCUUGAAAACUUUUCCAUGUCUCCAGCUUCAUCCACAGGAACCUCACAUUGGAGGAGAAGGCAUGAAGGGAGCUGGACUAUCACUUGAUCAGUUGAAGCUGCUCCAGAGAUUUGAUCCAUCUGCUGUGACAUUGCAAGGAAUGGAUAUCAAUUCUUUGCAAGAUUCUAGAGAAGAUGACCUGAUUUCUUUGGCAAAUAAAGACUGUAUAGGAUUUUUCAUUGCAAAAUUUAUUAAAUCGAACAGUAAAUAAGGAUUUGGGAAUGCAACCUGAAAAAAUACCUCAGCGAGUCUAAGAACAGUUCAGACGUGAAGUGCCUUUCUUCCUGCUGCAAUGUUACCAAGCCAACGGGCUGACGGCAGGGUUGCUAUGGCAGCACUAAAAUCUGCCAGCUGUUCUGAUGGGAAAGAGCCACAGGUUGCAGCAGAAAAGUCAUGGCUGGGGGAAGGGCAGUAUCAUUUGUAAGUCUCCCUCUGCUUUUGUAUUUACAGCAGGUCAGUGCCUGAGUGACAGCUAUGUUCACUGAUACUGCUGCCUGCUCUGGUGCAUACCCUCAUCUGGUGCAGCAAGCGUAGGAGGGGGAUGUAAGUUACUUUACAAAAUGCAAACAUAAAAAAAUAUAUGGGAACUAUUACAAUGACUUUUGGAAAGGGUAGUUUCUAUGGAGGUUUACCAGUAGUUAGUUUCCUUAAAUAGUGCUUCUCAAAACACUGCAACAUUUUACAAAGAACUGUUUUAUAAAUUGAUACUUAGAACCUCAUUUCUCUUUUAUUUUAAUACAAGCAAGAUUCUCUGUACACAUAGUAUAUACACAAAAUACGAUUAGGCUUUGUAGCAUGUCUUUUAUAGCAGCAUGAAUAUAUUAAACCAUCUCACUCUGGGAAUGUAAAUAAAUAUUGUUUCAACAUCAAACUUCCCAUGCAUAAACUGUAUUGGUUCUGAAAUAGCCUAUUGGACUGGCUGACAAGUGACAGUUUUAAAAUCAAACAUUUGUAACAGAAGGGGCUACAGUUAUGAUUAAUAUAUCAAAAGACAGAAAACAAUGCGUAAUACCAUCUGAAAUGUUGCAAAUCACCUUUCGAACAACUAAGGAUAUUAACUCUUUAUUGGUCAGAAAGCAUCACCAGCUAAAAUCAUGAAAAUUGAAACUGGGGAAGCAUGCUAAUGAAAACUGCCUUACUACAUUGCUCAAAGUUUAAAUAAUCUGAAUUUCUUAAAAGAUGUUAGAUGUAUUUGAAAAUUCUGCUUCAGUUCCAGUUUGAACAGUAUUCUCAGUCCUGCUGGAACUGACAAUAACACUAGAGAAGGAAAGCUAAGGACAAGGAAAAACAGAAACUGACAUCUGUGUGUGUUUGGUGUUUUCCUCUCACUCGAUCAAUUUCCAGUUUUAAAAAGCAUUAUCUGAUAAAGUCUGUCUUUUCACACAUAAUUAUUUGGUUGGAUUAAAAAGAGCAAUAGUUCUUUUAUCAUUUGUCUUUCUACUGUAAGAAGUGUGUUUUGUAUUUGCUCACAGUCAAAACCAUCUAUAAAUCCGCCUUCUCGGUAGUCUGGUUGUUUACUUAUAUUUUCCAUAAAUGUUUUGAUACACUAUGUUUUCUACUGCUCUUGAAUAAAAACAAAAUGUUUCUUCUGA
This is a messenger RNA of Zonotrichia albicollis (white-throated sparrow), 3051 nucleotides long. It is a transcript of the gene NSUN6, whose product is annotated as NOP2/Sun RNA methyltransferase 6. The record is from RefSeq and is a predicted model, not a curated record. Gene Ontology annotation, biological process: RNA methylation. Lineage: Eukaryota; Metazoa; Chordata; Aves; Passeriformes; Passerellidae. Gene Ontology annotation, molecular function: RNA methyltransferase activity; RNA binding.